AGUCUAAAUUUACCGCAUAGGCAUAAAUCACUCAGAGCAAGGAGUGAGAGAGGGUGGAGGUGGAAACUCAAAGGAAUUGCUCAGUUGCAAUCAUCAACAAAUUAUAUAGUUUGAGUGUAAAUUGCAUUUGACGUCCCAACAAAUUAAGUAGCUGUUGUUCACGCGCGAUCACUGAUCAUUGAUCGUAUCUCCUCUCUUCCUUGUGCCGAGAUCUUUUUGGCAAAUCCUCAGCCAAACUUGCUGCACGAUUAAUAUUUUCGGCUGUAACGAUUGCUUGAGUUUUAUUUCUAAAGAGCCAGCUGGUGGUGGCAGUAUCUACUUGACCACGGUACCUCUUAGAUGGGAGAGCUUCUCGCGUAAUGAUCAUCUCCCCAUCAUAAACCAAAAAACCGCGAUCGUGUUGAUUAGUAUACAGCUAUUAACGAGGACUCCGCAAUUAUUUCAUGGGGCCAAGUGUUUUAAAAAUCCCCCGAAAAUUGUGAGAAAAUAAAAUGAAAAGUUAAUAAAUUUUUUUGGAAGGUGUAUUUUGCAAAAUUUGUGCAAAAAAAAAGACGAAUACUCCUUUGCGAAGCAUUAUUAUUAGAUCCAUUGAGUGGAUUCAGUGUCUCCGACGUCUUGUGUCUAAUUCGGUUCACCCAGAUCUUUAUAUUAAAACUGUGUGCGGCAACCUUUUCGUCUUACAUAAUUUACGAGUUGAGUGAAUUUUAAAUAACACACCCCUGAGAAUAUGAUGGGAUACUUUGUAAAAUAUCCUUGCAAUUGUGUGAGAUUUUUUCUCUUUAAAUGAUCGACAUUUGUGGGGAAAAUCCCACUGAAAACGGUGAAAAAGUUGUGAAGUGAAAAAUCGUCACGAGUGUUCUUGUUCUAAAGUUUCUUUAAAAGCUCCUUCAUCCACUAACAAUGUCCUGCUGCAAAGCAACAGAGCCCCUGUGGCCACCAAUAGAUAUGACCAAGCAAUCGGAUAUAAUGCGGGGUCCGGAGCAGAUACACGUUUCCAAAUUCUACAAAGAAAGCAAAGUUGGGAAGUUUGUCAGCUACAUCACGGAAGAUGCAAAGACACUCUAUGAGACAUUCCGCAAGGGUGUCUAUGCAUCCAACAAUGGACCUUGUUUGGGAUGGCGUGAAAAUCUUGCAUCCCCCUAUCAGUGGAUUAACUUCAAUGAAACCCUGUUGCGUGCAAAGAAUUUCGGAUCUGGUCUCAUGUCACUCGGUGUUCAACCGCACAAUCUCGUUGGGAUUUACUCACAAAAUCGCCCCGAAUGGAUCCUCCUGGAGCAGGGUGCGUACUGCUAUAGCCUUGUUAUUGUACCACUGUACGAUACCCUUGGGCCCGAUGCUUGUGCCUUCAUCAUCAAGCAGACUGAUAUGGCACUCGUGGUGGUGGAAGAUGACAAAAAGGCGAAUUUAUUGCUGGACAAGAGUCCCAAGACGCUGCGUAAGAUUGUGGCCAUUAAGCCCAUGCGACCGGCAACGCAGCAACGGGCAAGGAAUCGUGGAAUUGACAUUUUCUCCUUUGAUGAGGUGGAAAAGCUAGGGGCUCAGCGGGCACACGUUGAGGUGCCACCAAAGCCUGAGGAUCUCUGUACAAUUUGCUACACUUCGGGUACAACGGGUAAUCCCAAAGGUGUAAUGUUGACACAUCAGAAUGUUGUUGCGGGGGUCUGUGCUGUUCUUCUGCAACUAGGUGAUCAUCGACCACGCGUUGGAGACAUAAUGAUCUCCUUCCUACCAUUGGCGCAUAUGCUUGAGCGUUGCUGCGAAAAUGGCGUCUACUACUCCGGGGGUGCCGUUGGUUUCUACUCUGGGGACAUCAGGGAAUUGACAAAUGACCUCAAGGCCUUAAGGCCAACCGUGAUGCCAGCAGUACCGCGUCUCCUCAAUCGCGUGUACGAUAAAAUUCAAGCGGAAAUUGGUCAGUCUGGACUGAAAAAGAUGAUCUUCAACAUGGGCAUACGAUCCAAGGAAGCAGAUCUACGACGCGGAAUCCUCCGGAGGAAUAGCUUAUGGGAUAAGUUGGUUUUCAAGAAAGUCCAGGAGGCCUUUGGUGGGAAUCUCAGGCUAAUGGUUGUUGGAUCCGCACCACUGGCUGGUAAUGUUCUAACGUUCAUUCGCUGUGCUCUGGGAUGUGUUGUUUGUGAGGGAUAUGGUCAGACAGAGUGCACAGCACCAGUUACACUCACCGUUCAAGGUGAUUUUGUUCCUGAGCACGUUGGCCCUCCAGUUGCAUGCAACUACAUAAAACUCGUUGAUGCCCCUGAGAUGGAAUACUAUGCUAAUGAGAAUCAAGGAGAGGUCUGCGUUAAGGGUACCAAUGUCUUUGUCGGCUACUACAAAGAUCCCGAUAAAACCGAGGAGGUAAUCGAUGAGGAUGGAUGGCACCAUACAGGUGAUAUUGGGAUGUGGCUACCCAAUGGAACGCUCAAGAUCAUCGAUAGGCGAAAGCAUAUUUUCAAACUGAGUCAGGGAGAAUACAUUGUGCCUGAGAAAAUUGAAAAUAUCUACUUGCGCAGUCAAUACGUUGAGCAAGUUUUUGUUUACGGAGAGAGUCUCAAGAGUUGCAUUGUUGCCGUUGUAGUGCCUGAUGUGGACGUUCUCAAAUGCUGGGCUCAGGAAAAUAAUAUCCCUGGCACUUUGAGCGUUCUCUGCAAUAAUCCUACGGUGAAGGAGCUCAUCUUCAACGAUAUGCUCACAUGGGGACGUGAAGGAGGACUCAAGUCAUUUGAACAGGUGAAGGACAUUUAUUUGCAUCCUGAUCCGUUCUCUGUCCAAAAUGGCCUCCUGACGCCGACCUUCAAGUCGAAACGUCCAGAACUUAAGAGCUACUUUAAGCCCCAAUUGGAAGAUAUGUACAAACAAUUAAAUUAAAUAUCAACGUAAUCCAUUCGCCAUGCUGCACCACAUCUCAGCGAAACAAUAAAAAUUCAUAAAUGAG
Molecule: messenger RNA, 2932 nt
Organism: Lutzomyia longipalpis
Lineage: Eukaryota; Metazoa; Arthropoda; Insecta; Diptera; Psychodidae
Product: long-chain-fatty-acid--CoA ligase 6
Exons: 6
Coding region: 901-2865 (654 amino acids)
Biological process (GO): long-chain fatty acid metabolic process
Cellular component (GO): membrane; endoplasmic reticulum
Molecular function (GO): long-chain fatty acid-CoA ligase activity
Source: RefSeq, a predicted model, not a curated record